Molecule: messenger RNA, 1303 nt
Organism: Protopterus annectens (West African lungfish)
Lineage: Eukaryota; Metazoa; Chordata; Ceratodontiformes; Protopteridae
Product: ADP-ribosylation factor-like protein 3
Exons: 6
Coding region: 60-617 (185 amino acids)
Biological process (GO): cilium assembly
Cellular component (GO): cytoplasm; microtubule cytoskeleton
Molecular function (GO): GTP binding; GTPase activity
Source: RefSeq, a predicted model, not a curated record
CAAAGCGGUGCUAUUUGGGUACUUGUCACGCGUUUGUGUACUUUUGCCGGGGGAUAAAAAUGGGUCUACUCUCAAUCCUGCGGAAGCUGAAAAGUGUACCUGAUCAAGAAUUACGAAUCCUUCUUCUGGGGUUGGACAAUGCUGGGAAAACCACUCUACUCAAACAACUUGCUUCUGAAGAUGUAGCCCAGAUUACACCAACACAGGGAUUCAACAUUAAGAGUGUUCAGUCUCAAGGCUUCAAGCUGAAUGUCUGGGACAUUGGAGGGCAAAGAAAAAUCCGACCAUACUGGAGAAAUUAUUUUGAGAACACUGAUAUAUUGAUCUAUGUGAUUGACAGUGCGGAUAGGAAGAGAUUCGAAGAGACUGGUCAGGAGCUGGCUGACUUACUUGAGGAGGAAAAACUGGCUGGGGUCCCAGUUUUAUUUUUUGCUAACAAGCAGGACCUAUUGACAUCAGCCCCUGCGUCAGAGAUUGCAGAAGGACUGAACCUUCAUCUUAUCCGAGACAGAGUCUGGCAAAUCCAGGCCUGCUCUGCUACAACUGGAGAGGGAGUGCAGGAAGGAAUGACUUGGGUUUGUAAGAACAUGACAGGGAAGAAGAAAGGGCAUCAAUGAAAGAAGACAAUUAAGAAGAGAUGUCUCUUUGUAAAUUACAAUUAUUUAUUGAACAGUCCAUAAAAUAUAAGCUUUAAAUUCAUCUCUCAGUUUUGAUGAAUAGAGGGGUAAUACUUUUUUACCAGUGAAGAAAGCGGAAUGAGAGUACAGUAAAACAUGCCCCGCUGAAAGCUGUAAAGAGAAAUACAGUUGGCUGUAAGAUUCUUGCUAUAACAUUUGUUUGAGAAAAGGCCACUGUAACAGUAGAUCAUAACAUUUGGGUUUAUCCACCUUUUCUUCAGCCAGAAUUUUUCCAUAUUCUUUUUGAGACGCCAGGGCUGGUUUCAUGUUUUGCUUAGGUACCAACAUAGGUACUGUGAGGUUCUGUGGCAUAUUACAUUUUUUAAAAGCCUUCACUGAAUUAUCACCUGUGACAGGCAAACUUACAUUUAUAUAAAAGUAAUCAAACUAUGUUAAGAAUUUCACAAUUUCAAAUGCUAUACAUCACAUAUACUGUUAUAUAGCCAAAGCAACAUUAUAUAAAUAUGUUUUCCAGCAUGGCAUAUUCUAUACUGUUCCCUACUCUCUUCAGUUCUUCCAGAUUGAAUUCCUACAAGAAUGAAUGCUUGUGGUAGACAGGAAACUCUUCUUAUGUGAAUUACAGAACCUUUAAUUCAAUAAAAAAAGAAGUUAUGUACUCACCAUAA